Molecule: messenger RNA, 3948 nt
Organism: Pezoporus flaviventris
Lineage: Eukaryota; Metazoa; Chordata; Aves; Psittaciformes; Psittacidae
Gene: B3GALT5
Product: beta-1,3-galactosyltransferase 5
Exons: 3
Coding region: 2694-3740 (348 amino acids)
Cellular component (GO): membrane
Molecular function (GO): N-acetyl-beta-D-glucosaminide beta-(1,3)-galactosyltransferase activity
Source: RefSeq, a predicted model, not a curated record
AGGGAGUAAGAAACUUCUCCAUUGCACGUGGUCCAGGGCUUGCAUGGCUCUGCAGGACUGGGGGUCAUGGUGAGAAGCUGCAGCUGGGAGAGUCCCCUGAGUGAGGUGCAGCAGUUGAUGUUUUAAUUCAGGCACAUUUUAAUUACUGUUUUCUUAUUCGGAUGGCUCCCUCCUACAUGUGGCUGCGGAGGCAGAGAGAGCUGAGACACCAAACUGGGGAAGCCCAAGGUGCUAUGGUGUGAUCUGAGUCCUCACAAGCCCUCUCUCCCAAUCCCCUUUGCAAAUACCUCUGUGGGUAAUUGCAAAUGUUUCAUCUGAGAUUAAAAAGAACACCAUUCCUACCAGUUCCAGGUAAGCCCAAAUUUGCCUCUGGUGAUUAAACUGAUGACAGAAACUAGUAUUUUCCAGCUUUCACACGGCCAGAACCACAUGAGACUCCACUCUGGGAAGUGUGCAUUUCUUACAAGGCCACUGCCUACCCAUUGAUGGUAGGCAGGGACCUGCUGUGAAAUGAUGCAUAUCAUAUGUGUGAUUCGCAAAAUCUAGAAAAUGUGUUUUACAAUUUACAUAAAUUUACAAACAUUUGCAUUGUGUGUGCAUGAUUAUAUACCUAUAUAAGGUUUGAUGCUGCAUACAUGGACUGAAAAAGGAAGACAGUCUGGCUCUGGAUAGGCAGUAUGGUAAAUACAUGCUUGAACAUACACUGGGAGGCUGCUCUCCCAGCUGUCCAGAACAGGAACCUUUUAAAUUUUUCUUAGCUCUGUUACCAGGGCCCAAACCUGGAAACAAGUAAGAAGUAAAUAUGAUCAAGUCUCAUUAGUAUGAUUCUACUGAAAUCUGGUAAAAUUAGUAUGUUAUGGUUCUUGCUCUUAAGUAUUUCUGAAAAAGUUUUAAUGGGUUUUAACAGAAAAUUGCUCUCAUUUACUUUCUUAGUUCAAUAUUUGAAGGACUUUUGCUUGUACGUAUGUCCUGGUUUAACCCCAGCUGGCAGCUAAGCCUCACACAGCCUCUCACUCACCCCCCACUGAGAGAACAGAGAGAAUCUGGAGGGUAGAAGUGAGAAUGCUUGUGGGUUGAGAUAAAGACAGUUUAAUAGGUAAAGCAAAAGCUGCACAUGCAGGCAAAGCAAAACAAGGAAUUCAUUCACCAUGUUCCAUGGCCAGGCAGGUGUUCAGCCAUUUCCAGGAGAACAGGGCUCCAUUACACAUAACAGUUACUUGGGAAGGCAAACUCUUAAAAUCCCUCCUUUCAUUCUUCCCCCUGCUUCACAGGCUUAGCAUGACCCCAUAUGACAUGGGAUAUCCCUCCUUGGGUUAGUUGGGGUAAGCUGUCCGAACUGUAUCCCCUCCCAACUCCUUGUGCACCCUCAGCCCUUGCUGGUGGGGUGAAGAAGAAAAGGUCUUUGUGUAAGCAACUGGUCAGCAAUAGCUAAAACAUCCCUGAAUUAUCACUACUGUUCCCAGCACAAACCCAAAACGCAUCCCGGCACCAGCUACUGUGAAAAGCAUUAACUCUACCCCAUGCAAAACCAGCACCCCAUAAUACUGGAAUUCAUGUGACAGAGAAAAGCCAGACCCUCAAACAGUCUUGUGAGAGCUGGCAACAGGAGUGAACCUCUUCUGCAGCUCUGUUGUUGACUCCAGAACAUCAUCCGUUCCUGAAAACACUAUUUUCAGGGUAUUCAUGUGCUUCCUCCCAGGCCACUGAAGAUGAACAGAUGCACAGCAGAUUUUGUAUAAUCUUUUUUUUUGUGUGCGUGUGUAUAUAUAUAUGUAUGCAUAUGUAUAUUAUCACACAACUUUACUUAUGUAUUUAAUUAAAGCAAUUUUAAAGUUAACCACAAGACUACUAUGAGGUAUACAUUCAAUAAAAAAUAGAUCUGCAGAAUACUGUAUUUAAAGAGAAGGUUAAUUUAAAUGUGAACUUUAGAAAUAUUUUCAAAAUUCACUAAUCACUGCAAAAAUGCAUUUAACUGGGAGGAAUUUCAGUAAGUCAGGACUCCAAUUCUGUUUGUUUCAUGCCUUUGAGAACACCAGCUGAAGUUGGACUAUUCUUAUGGGUGAAAUGACCUGAAUUUGGUUCCAGGAACCUGCAAUGCAGGUUAGGCCUGCAACUCAAAAGCUUUUCAUUGCUUGGAAAGGGGAAUUCGAGCAAAAAAGGGGGCUCUAACAUGGUUUUAGGGAGUCUAGGCAGAACAUUACAGUCAGAAGGCAUAGAUUUUCCAUGAAAUCUACAGAUCUGAGGAUUGUAAAGUUGGUUUUCUCUAUUUUUAGAUAGGAAGCCACUUCCAGUUCUUCCUAAAGAACGGGAGGAGCAGGGAUGAAUGCUUAUUCCCCUGGUAAAAUUCCCCCACCCUAGCGCUCUAAAAUAGUAGUUGGUGGACCUGUGGGUUAAUGGAAUGGGUAGCUGAAGCAUUAUAUUUUUCUCACCAGGUUAAUUUAUGGAGAUGUGUAUGAUAUUUUGUCUCUUUUUGGAUUUGCUUUGAUAAUUUUUCUCUCUCUCAAAAUUUAUUUGUAACCAGAUACACAGCACUUUAAUCUGUUACAAGGAUGAAUGAAUGCCCAUCAUUGUUACUGUUUGAAUCCCUUUCAUGCAGAAAGGAGAGCUGACCUAACUUCAAAUAUGUGACUCAUGGCCCCUCCAGCAAAAAGAUCAGGAGCAGUUUCUGGGUCAGUGCAAGAGCCCCACAGGACAUGAAGAAGGUGAAGAUGGGAGGAACCUGGCUGAGUCUGCCAGUUGGACAGCACUUGCUUGCUCUGGGACACAAGCACUUUUCAAACACAUGGAGAAACAUGGUGUAUUUCAGAAAAUUCAGGCUGAUUGUUUGCCUUAUAGGGCUCAGCUGUGCUGGCCUCUGGGGGUUUUACGAUUUGACUGAAUUCUGUAUAUUCUGUGAAAACAGCCAGGAUUACAUAUUCCCCAUAGAGACUUUCAGGAGAAUCGAAGGAAACUUCUCACAGCUCCCAGAUGCAGAUUGCCAGAAGAACCCACCUUUCCUCGUCCUGCUUGUGACAUCCUCAUACCACCACAUUGAUGCCAGGAUGGCCAUCCGGCAAACCUGGGGGAAGGAGAGAACAGUUGCUGGCAAGCGCCUGGUGACAUAUUUCCUCCUGGGAAGCACUGUGAAUCUAAGGCAGCAGGCUGAUAUCACUGCUGAAAGCCAAAAGUACAAAGACAUUAUUCAAAAGAAUUUUACAGACACGUAUUACAAUUUGACUUUGAAGACCAUGAUGGGAAUUGAAUGGAUUCACAGAUUUUGUAACCAGUCCAGCUUUGUGAUGAAAACCGACACAGAUGUGUUUGUCAAUGUUUUUUACCUCACUGAGCUUCUUCUAAGGAAAAAGAGAACCACUAGAUUCUUCACAGGCUUUUUAAAACUGCAUGAGUUCCCCAUACGGAGAAGAAGGAGUAAGUGGUAUGUGAGUAAAGAGGAGUAUCCGAGAAAGACCUACCCGCCGUUUUGUUCCGGGACUGGCUACGUUUUAUCCACUGAUGUUGCUAGUCAGAUCUAUAAUAUUUCAGAGAGCAUUUCAUUCAUUAAACUGGAGGAUGUAUUCAUAGGACUGUGCCUUGCCAAACUAAAAAUUCACCUGGAGGAGCUUCAUUCAGAGCAGACUUUUUUCCCAGAGAGGAUUACGUUCUCUGUUUCUCGCUUUAAGAAAAUAGUGAUGUGCCAUGAAGUAGAACCAUCUGAGCAGUUGAGCUACUGGAAUCGCUUAGUGACAGAAACCCAUGGAUGAGUGCUCUAGCACCUUCCCUGCUCAAACUAAGAAACUGAAAUGCUCCACUUUAACAGGGCUUCUCUGAAGUCCAGCAAAACUCACAAUUAACUCUAGAUCCAUCAUGUUACAGACUUUUUUAAGGGUUAUUUUAAUCUCCAUUUCUGCCCAACAACAUUCAAAACUCUCAUCUCCCAUUCACACUCACCUCUUUGCAUCCCUUCUCUAC